Molecule: messenger RNA, 796 nt
Organism: Diuraphis noxia (Russian wheat aphid)
Lineage: Eukaryota; Metazoa; Arthropoda; Insecta; Hemiptera; Aphididae
Biological process (GO): carbohydrate metabolic process
Cellular component (GO): plasma membrane
Molecular function (GO): hydrolase activity, hydrolyzing O-glycosyl compounds
Source: RefSeq, a predicted model, not a curated record
CAGAAGCAAGUAAUUUUAUGGGACAUGGUGGUUACCCAAUACCAAUUUAUCUAGGAUGUUAUGCUGAAACUCCUAACGAUAGUGAAAAUCGUUUAUUAAAAGGUCCAGCUGGGCCAUAUACUAAUAAUACUCCUCAAAAAUGUUCAGAAAUAUGUUUCAAGAUGGGAUAUUUAUUUUUUGGAGUUUCAUAUGGAUCAGAAUGUUGGUGUGGAAAUCAGAGACCAGCAAAGUCGGCAAAAGUAGAAGAUAUUAAUUGUGAUUCUCCGUGUAGUGGUGAUGGUAAACAGUUCUGUGGUGGAGGAUGGAAAAUGGGAAUUUAUUCAACAGGAAUUACUGACUAUGUGCCAAAAAAAUAUAUUGGAUGCUUUGAUGAUGAUGGUAAAAAAACAAAAGGGAAAUAUUUAUCAUUUUCAAUGGAUACCAAUAAUAGUCCUAAACGAUGCAUGAAUCUUUGUAACACUCAUAGAUUUAAAUAUGCUGCUGUUAAAGGCAAUAUCUGUGAAUGUAAAAACUAUGAACCAAAUUUUAAUUUAAAAAGAAGUUUUAGUGACUGCAAUACUUUAUGUACAGAAAACCCAUCUGAAUAUUGUGGUGGUAGUGUUACAGUUAGUAUUUACAAGACUUUAUACUCAGAUCCUCUUGCAAAAGUGUCAGUAAAGCCUAUUGGAUGUUUUACCAAUUUAAAGAGACAUCCAGUAUUAAAUGGUUGGAGAAUAUCACAUGCUCGCCUUACACCCAAACAUUGUGUAUAUAGUUGUCACACAAGAAGAUUCCCAUAUGCUGCACUUAUAUCUUC